This is a messenger RNA of Nannospalax galili (Upper Galilee mountains blind mole rat), 4143 nucleotides long. It is a transcript of the gene Pwwp2a, whose product is annotated as PWWP domain containing 2A. Gene Ontology annotation, molecular function: chromatin binding; histone binding. NCBI's taxonomy places the organism in Eukaryota, Metazoa, Chordata, Mammalia, Rodentia, Spalacidae. The transcript is spliced from 4 exons. Bases 1085 to 2698 code for a protein of 537 amino acids. Gene Ontology annotation, cellular component: nucleus. The record is from RefSeq and is a predicted model, not a curated record.
GCUCGGAGGUGCGGGUCACGCUGGACCAUAUCAUCGAGGACGCACUCGUCGUGUCGUUCCGCCUUGGGGAGAAGCUCUUCUCCGGGGUCCUCAUGGACCUGUCCAAAAGAUAGGAAGUGCAGAGACUCCCAUUCAUGGCUCUCCAUUCUGUUUCCUGCAACAGCACACACACUUGGUGUCUCACCUGUUUGGAAAUGGCUUAGUAGUAUGUUUUACUUAUUUACUUCUGUGUGGUGCUGGGGAUCGUUAAACACAAGGCCUUGUCCAUUUUGCUAAGUAAGCAUUGUACUACUACUGCCCUGCAUCCUCAGCCCUACUAUGUUUUACUUCAUGUAUUUAUUUUUGUAGUACUGGGGAUUAAACCCAAGGCCUCCUUCCUGCAUGCUAGGCAAGCACUCUACAAAGCACUACACCCCCAGCCACCCUUCCUUCAUGUUUUCUUCUUUUUGAGACAUGGCCUGGGUUAAGUUGCCCAUGCUUGUCUUGAUCCUGCAGCCACCCUGCCUCAGCCUCUCCCAAAUAGUACUGGUAUGACGGGCAUUUGCCAUCACACCCUGUCUGGCUUAUGCUUUGCUUUUUGUUCUUUGAUCUCUCAUCAAGAUAUGGGACUCUUUCCCCAAGGGGGAACAGCUAUGUACAAUUCAUACUGGAAUAUGGUGCUUGGGGGUAAAUCAGUGGGAGCUUGCACAGUUGCUCUUUAUGUUGUCCAGUCUGAGGGUUUUUGUUUUGCUUGCUUUCAUUCUUUUAGUGACUUUGGGUUAGUACUUGCAUUUGCCUUUGUACUUUAGUUUUCAUAGUUAGAAAGCAGAAUGAGACAAGUGUGCUUUCUGCUGCUGUAUUUAAUAGCAAGAGAGCCACUCUAAUGUGUAUGCUAUUGAAUUAAACAGAAGAGGAGGCCAGUGAUUGUGUGAGAAUCUGAAUUUCAAAUCUGCAAAAGAAAGGUGCCAAAAGAGACCAUGAACGUAUAGGGCAAUAGCCCUGUUUUGGUGGGAAAAAUAUCCAGCCAGUGGUGGAGCAGUUUGGGCCCCAUGGGAUCCCUGUGACAGUAUUUCCCAAAAGGGAAUAUAAGGAUAAACCGGAAGCCAUGCAGCUCCAAAGUAACACAUUCCAAGAAGGGAUAGAAGUCAAGCGGGAAGUGAAUGGUGCUGUUCCCCAUGACCCUUCUCCAGUCCUGCCUCCUGAGUUGAGCUUAGCUGAAAGCCUGUGGACUUCCAAACCACCUCCUCUCUUCCAUGAAGGAGCACCUUAUCCUCCCCCGUUGUUUAUCAGGGACACAUAUAACCAAUCAAUACCUCAGCCGCCUCCUCGGAAAAUUAAGCGACCCAAACGAAAAAUGUACAGGGAAGAACCCACUUCAAUAAUGAAUGCUAUUAAACUACGGCCCAGGCAAGUCCUGUGUGAUAAGUGUAAAAACAGUGUUGUUGCAGAAAAAAAGGAAAUUAGAAAAGGCAGUAGUGCAAGUGACUCUUCUAGGUAUGAAGAUAAAAGACGGAGAAAUGAAAGUGUAGCUACUGUGAACAAAAAGCUGAAAACUGACCAUAAAGUGGAUGGUAAAAACCAAAAUGAAAGCCAGAGAAGAAGUGCGGUGGUUCGGGUUUCCAGUAUUGCUCACAGCAGAGGCAGAGUAGUCAAAGUUGCUGCUCAGGCAAAUACAUCAAAAGCUCAGUUGAGCACUAAGAAGGUGCUGCAGAGCAAGAACAUGGAUCAUGCGAAAGCUCGGGAAGUACUGAAGAUUGCCAAAGAGAAGGCGCAGAAGAAGCAAAGUGAAACUUCCACUUCUAAAAAUGCACACUCAAAAGUCCACUUCACACGUCGGUAUCAGAAUCCUAGCUCAGGUUCCCUCCCACCCCGGGUUCGAUUAAAACCACAGAGGUACAGGAAUGAAGAGAACGACUCUUCUCUGAAGACAGGACUCGAGAAAAUUCGGAGUGGCAAGCUGGCAUCCAAACCGCAGUCUCGCUGCACCUCCACCCGCUCAGCAGGUGAGGCCCCUUCAGAAAAUCAGAGUCCCUCAGGCCCAGGAGAGGCCACCAGUGAGGUUCAGGACACAAGCGAAGUGCAUGUGCCUGGUGAGCAGGAUGAACCACAGACAUUGGGCAAAAGGGGCAGCAAAAGCGAUCUCUCUGUGUACCUGACCCUAAAUCAAAAGAAACCUGACUCCUCCAGUGCUUCCGUGUGUAGCGGUGAUAGCAGGGAUGGUCUGAAAUCUUCCAGCUCUGAGUGUAGCUCUUCUGAAAGCUUUGCUUUUCCUCCAGGCAGUAUGCAUGCACCUUCCGCCUCCUCGGCUUCCUCCUCCUCAAAGGAAGAGACAAGGCUCAGUAAUUCCUUGAAAAUGGAAAUCUUUUCCAAAAACGUCUCUAAGUGCAUCACACCAGAUGGCAGGACCAUAUGUGUAGGGGACAUUGUUUGGGCGAAGAUAUAUGGCUUCCCUUGGUGGCCAGCCCGUAUUCUAACCAUAACUGUGAGUCGGAAAGAUAACGGCCUUUUAGCCCGACAGGAGGCCCGUAUUUCAUGGUUUGGGUCUCCAACAACAUCUUUCCUUGCUCUUUCGCAACUCGCCCCCUUUCUAGAAAACUUCCAGUUACGCUUUAAUAAGAAGAGAAAGGGCUUGUAUCGCAAGGCUAUAACGGAGGCAGCUAAGGCUGCUAAGCAGCUGACCCCUGAAGUGCGGGCUCUGUUGACACAGUUUGAAACAUGAACAGUAAGGUAGGCAAGAACCAUUGGAAGCCACCAUUACCAGUCUUGUUAGGAUAGAUUUCUACAAAAUAGCUUGGCCAAACUGGAGAGAGAAAUAGCACUCAGUUGGCUUUUUAUACUUACUGUAUAGCCAUUUUUAGAUUAAGAAGUUUAGAACUGAACAUGCGAUCAAAUUUGGUCUUAAGGAAGUGAGAUUUUCGUAGUAUUUUCCAGUUUUUGAAAUCUAAACCAUCUCAAGGCAUAGAAGCCAUACCUUCAACUGAAACUGAAUGUUUGCAGGGACUGUUAAUUGCCAUUUGUACUAUUACCUAUUGUGUGUGUGUGUGUAUAUAUAUGUAUGUAUGUGUGUGUAUAUAUAUAUAUACACACACACACACAUAUAUAUUACAUACACAAAACUAUUGCCUGUCACUAUGUGACACAGGUUGCAUAUUUUGGUUUUUAGUAAGGGCUGGUGAGCUGGGGGAACAGUAGAUAUUUAAUGACUACUUGUUUUUAUAAUUAGUGAACACUUAGACUUUCUAUGCACAUAAAGGUGUACAAUUUUGAUAAUUGGGCGUUUGAAAAACUGAUGCUUACUGCUUGUUUAGUUACAGUAUUUGGGAUUAAAACUGUCAAGACUGGACAGGUCUGAGUCAUCACUCUCUUGUCCAGUGGGGAUAUAAGAGACUUUCAAACUUCUGCUGGGGAGUUUAGAUAGGUUUUAUUUGGGGAAAAUAGCUAGUUGAGUGCUACAUUUGGUCAGACUUCUCCUGACUGGCUCUUGCUAAAUUCUUAGGAUACGUCCUAGUAAAUUACACUUUGUGAAUUAAAUGUCAUGUGUAAUUGUUGAAUUUUGGAUGUACCUAAUUUGAUAAUUUUUAAGAAUUUUCAUUUAAGGUAUCUGUUUGCAGGUCAGAAAAUGAGAAAAUGUAAUUGUGUAAUGCAUUGAAAUGUAAAAAAAAGAAAAAAAAAACCCAAAAAAGCUGUAAAUAAAAUCAACUAAAUCCAAAAUAUUUGUGUGUGUUUCUCAAAAAGCUUUGAAAAAUUUCAAUAUGGUAGAAAAUUAUUCUUUGUAAUAAUCAUUAGAAAAGGUGAGACUCAAGCUUAGUUUACUACUAGUAUGCCCUGCCAAGAAAUAUCUGAGGAUAAAAUUCAGAUAUCAAGAAGUAUGUUCUUUUAAAGGGAGGCUUUUGAAGUCUGAUAUACUUCUAGGUUUGAUAUUCCUACCAGUUUCUCAUAAAUGUUUCUGAUUUUUCAUUUCUAGCCUUGAUAUUUCAUCUUUUUUUUUUUUUUUUAAAUCAAAGUACAUUUAGGUAGUCGAAAUGGGUCUGCUCUGUUUGGUCUUCUGCCUCAGGUAUCUUUGCUUUUGGGGCUAGUAACUUCCUGUUUUUUCUGUAUGGUCCAUCUGGCCCUAUGCUUUGAGUUCUUUCUUUCUUUCUUUUUUUUUUUUCUUUUUUUGGUAUU